UCUGGCCGACACUCGUCAGGGGGUGCCACGUAAGGUCGCCAGGUCUCCCCCGGGGCCUCCUGCUCUGGGGACGGAGCCCCGGCCGCCUACUCGUGGCUGCUGCUAGCCGGGCGCCGGGGCGGACGGCGGGGCCGGACUCCGGACGAGCCCCAGGGCGCCCAGCUUAGAACGCAGCUCGCUGACGCCCCGGCCUUUCCUAAACAGUCCGUGAGGCCGGGUCUAGGAGGGAGCCUCUUAGGAAAGUCCCCGCGGGCUGAGGGGACCAACUGCUGAAGCUGGCACGGUCGUCUCGGGAGCGACUUCUCCUGUAAUGGCGCCUGCGUCAAACACUAACAUGGCGGACUAGUUCGUGCGCGGCGCAAACGUCAGCACCUCUACCUCAGCGGCUCAGAAACAGCGGAGGAGAGCGGGGCCGUGCUCGCUGAUUGGCUCGUGGGUGGAGCGUGCCCGGCCGGACGCUCCCCUGCCAGCCAAUAAGGAAAGGGAUAAAAGGAAUUGGCCGCUGCGCCUCCUCCAGAUGCAUGCUGGGAGCCUGGAGGACUAGCGAGGAGGAGUUGCGAGAACGGAGCGGACGCCAUGGCGGCCGACAUCGAGCAGGUUUUUAGGUCUUUCGUGGUCAGUAAAUUCCGGGAAAUACAACAGGAGCUUUCCAGCGGAAGGAGUGAAGGCCAGCUGAAUGGUGAAACAAAUGCACCCAUUGAAGGAAGCCAGACAGGUGACCCAGCUGCCUCUGCAAGGAGUCUCCCAAAUGAAGAAAUAGUGCAGAAGAUAGAGGAAGUCCUUUCUGGGGUCUUAGACACAGAACUACGAUAUAAAACAGACUUGAAGGAGGCCUCCAGAAAAAGUAGAUGUGUAUCUGUACAAACAGAUCCUACUGAUGAAGUUCCUACCAAAAAGUCAAAGAAGCAUAAAAAGCACAAAAACAAAAAGAAGAAAAAGAAGAAAGAAAAGGAAAAAAAAUAUAAAAACCAACCAGAAGAAGCUGAGUCCAAGUUGAAAUCUCAUCAUGACAGGAAUGUUGAUCUAGAGUCUGAUUCCUUUUUAAAGUUCGAUUCUGAACCUUCAGCAGCAGUGGCACUGGAACACCCUGUGAGAGCAUUUGGCUUAUCUGAGGCCCGUGAAGCCCCUUUAGUGCUAGAACCUCCGGUAGGAUCAGCGGAGGCUCAGGAGUCACACGUUUUAGAGACUCUGAAGCCUCCUACAAAAACUGCAGAGCUGUCUGUUGGAUCUACAUCAGUAAUCUCAGAGCAACCUGAGCAGCCUGCGUCAGUUAUGAUGGAACCCUCAACGACCAAGAGUCUGGAUUCCUUUGCAGCAGCACCGGUGCCUAUGUCAACAGCGGUGCUGAAGUCACCUGAGCCCGUUGUAACAAUGUCAGUGGAGUAUCAGAAGUCUGUGCUGAAAUCUUUGGAGACUACGCCUCCAGAGAUAUCAAAGACCACGCUGGUAGAGCUUCCCAUAGCAAAAGUGCUUGAGCCACCAGAAACCCUCAUGAUAGUAUCAGAGAUACCUACUGAGGUGCACCCUGAACCAAGCCCAUCAACAAUGGAUUUUCCAGAGUCAUCUACAACUGAUGCACUAAGAUUGCCAGAGCAGCCUGUUGAAGCACCGUCGGAGAUUGCAGAUUCAUCCGUGACAAGACCUCAGGAGUCAGUGGAGCAGCCUAAGACCACAGCGGUGGAGCUGCAGGAGUCGUCGGUGGCCUCAGCCCUGGAGUUGCCGGGGCCACCUGCGACCUCCAUGAUGGAGUUGCAGGGGCCCCCUGUGACUCCAGUGCUGGAGUUGCCUGGGCCCUCUGCCACCCCGGUGGCAGAGUUGUCAGGGCCCCUUUCCACCCCAGUGCCUGAGUUGCCAGGGCCCCCUGCGACAGUAGUGCCUGAGUUGCCGGGGCCCUCUGUGACACCAGUGCCACAGUUGUUGCAGGAAUUGCCAGGGCCUCCAGCACCAUCCGUGGGGUUGGAGCCACCACAGGAGGUACCAGAGCCACCUGUGAUGGCACAGGAGUUGCCAGGGGUGCCUGCAGUGUCAGCGGCAAUGGAAUUGACAGGGCAGCCUGCAGUAACAGUAGCAAUGGAGUUGACCGAACAGCCUGUGACGACGGCAGAGUUCGAGCAGCCCGUGGCGAUGACAUCGGUGGAACAUCCUGAGGUGACAACAGCAACAGGGUUGCUGGGGCAGCCGGAGGCGAUGGUGCUGGAGUUGCCAGGACAACCAGUGGCAACCACAGCUCUGGAGUUGUCUGGGCAGCCUUCAGUGACUGGGGUGCCAGAGUUGUCGGGGCUGCCUUCGGCAACUAGGGCACUGGAGUUGUCAGGGCAGCCUGUGGCAACUGGGGCACUGGAGUUGCCUGGGCAGCUCAUGGCAACUGGGGCACUGGAGUUUUCAGGGCAGUCUGGGGCAGCUGGAGCCCUGGAGCUUUUGGGGCAGCCCCUGGCAACAGGGGUGCUGGAGUUACCAGGGCAGCCUGGGGCGCCAGAGUUGCCUGGGCAGCCUGUGGCAACUGUGGCGCUGGAGAUCUCUGUUCAGUCUGUGGUGACAACAUCGGAGCUGUCAACGAUGACCGUGUCGCAGUCUCUGGAGGUGCCCUCGACGACAGCGCUGGAAUCCUAUAAUACGGUAGCACAGGAGCUGCCUUCUACAUUGGUGGGGGAGACUUCUGUAACAGUAGGAGUGGAUCCCUUGAUGGCCCAAGAAUCCCAUAUGUUAGCUUCUAACACCAUGGAUACCCAUAUGUUAGCAUCCAACACCAUGGACUCCCAAAUGCUAGCAUCCAACACUAUGGAUUCUCAGAUGCUAGCAUCUAAUACCAUGGAUUCGCAGAUGUUAGCAUCUAGCACCAUGGACUCCCAGAUGUUAGCCUCUAGCACAAUGGACUCCCAGAUGUUAGCAACUAGCUCCAUGGACUCCCAGAUGUUAGCAACCAGCAGUAUGGACUCCCAGAUGUUAGCAACCAGUUCCAUGGACUCCCAGAUGUUAGCAACCAGCAGUAUGGACUCCCAGAUGUUAGCAACCAGCUCCAUGGACUCCCAGAUGUUAGCGACCAGCAGUAUGGACUCCCAGAUGUUAGCGACCAGCAGUAUGGACUCCCAGAUGUUAGCAACCAGCAGUAUGGACUCCCAGAUGUUAGCAACCAGUUCCAUGGACUCCCAAAUGUUAGCAUCUGGUGCUAUGGAUUCUCAAAUGCUAGCUUCUGGCACCAUGGAUGCUCAGAUGUUAGCAUCUGGUACUAUGGAUGCCCAAAUGUUAGCAUCUAGUACCCAAGAUUCUGCUAUGAUGGGUUCAAAAUCUCCUGAUCCUUACAGAUUAGCUCAGGAUCCUUACAGAUUAGCUCAGGAUCCCUAUAGGUUGGGUCAUGACCCCUAUAGGUUAGGGCAUGAUGCUUACCGGUUAGGACAGGACCCCUAUAGGUUAGGCCAUGAUCCCUACAGACUAACUCCUGAUCCCUAUAGGAUGUCACCCAGACCAUACAGAAUAGCACCCAGGUCCUAUAGAAUAGCACCUAGGCCAUACAGAUUAGCACCCAGACCCUUGAUGUUAGCAUCUAGACGUUCUAUGAUGAUGUCCUAUGCUGCAGAACGUUCCAUGAUGUCAUCUUAUGAGCGCUCUAUGAUGUCUUACGAACGCUCCAUGAUGUCUCCCAUGGCUGAGCGCUCUAUGAUGUCAGCCUAUGAGCGCUCUAUGAUGUCAGCUUAUGAGCGCUCCAUGAUGUCACCUAUGGCUGAGCGCUCUAUGAUGUCAGCUUACGAACGCUCUAUGAUGUCAGCUUACGAACGCUCCAUGAUGUCCCCUAUGGCUGAUCGAUCUAUGAUGUCCAUGGGUGCUGACCGGUCCAUGAUGUCAUCGUACUCUGCAGCUGACCGAUCUAUGAUGUCAUCAUACUCUGCAGCUGACCGAUCUAUGAUGUCAUCUUACACUGAUCGAUCAAUGAUGUCUAUGGCAGCUGAUUCUUAUACUGAUUCUUACACUGAUUCCUAUACGGAGGCAUAUAUGGUGCCUCCUUUGCCUCCUGAAGAGCCCCCAACAAUGCCACCAUUACCACCUGAGGAACCACCAAUGACGCCACCAUUACCUCCUGAGGAACCACCAGAGGGUCCGGCAUUAUCCGGUGAACAGUCGGUAUUAACAGCUGAGAAUACUUGGUCUACAGAGGUGACAUUACCUACUGAAGAAUCUAUAUCACAGCCUGAGCCUCCUGUGAGUCAAAGUGAGAUUUCAGAGCCUUUGGCAGUACCUGCUAAUUAUUCAGUAUCCGAAUCUGAGACUUCAAUGUUAGCACCAGAGGCUAUUAUGACUGUUCCAGAAUCUGCACAGGAACCAGAGUCUUCAGUCAUACCAACACCAGUUGAGUCUGCUGUUGUAGCAGAACAUGAAAUGGUUACAGAGAGACCAGUGACUUACAUGGUUUCUGAGGCUACCAUAUCAGCUGAACAAACUGUGCUAUCAGAGCCUUCUGUUAUGUCGGAGACAUCGGAAACAUAUGAUUCCGUGAGACCAUCAGGACAUGCUAUUUCAGAGGUAUCUAUGUCCCUCCUGGAGCCAGCAGUAACUAUUUCACAGUCAGCAGAGAACAGUCUGGAGCUUCCGUCCAUGGCUGUCCCAGCACCUCCCACUAUGACUACCCCAGAAUCUCCUGCUGUUGCCGUCCCAGAACUUUCAGCUGUGGCCAACCAAGAACUUCCCAUUAUGGUUGUUCCAGAAACCCCCACUGUGGCUGUCUCAGAACCUCCUGCUGUGACUGCCCCAGACCCUUCUGCUAUGACUACUCCAGAACUUUCCUCCAUGUCUGUCUUAGAACCUCCUGUGGCUGUCCCAGAGGUUCCAGCUUUGGCUGACCCAGAGCAUGCUACAACUGCAGGGUCAGGUGGUUCUUCCCUGGAGCCUUCUGUGCCUAUCUUGGAACCAGCAGUAUCAGUCGUUCAACCUGUUAUGGUUGUUUCAGAACCAUGUGUUCCUGUCCAGGAACCUACUGUGGCCAUUUCAGAACCUGCUGUCACAGUUUCAGAGCAUAGUCAAGUAAUAUCCCCGGAGAUGGCUUUAGAGCCUUCACCACCAAUAGUGGAGUCCAGUGUUUUUUCAUCACAUGUCAUAAAAGAAAGGAAUUUACUUUCUGGUGAUCAAAGUUUUGGUCCAGAGGUUGGCAUGCAGGAGAUUCUGUUGCAUUCAGGUGAAGAGCCACAUGAUGGAGGGCACUUGAAAAGUGACUUGUAUGAAAAUGAAUAUGACAGAAAUACAGACCUUACUAUAAACAGUCAUUUAAUUGCUAAAGAUGAUACAGUGUGUUCCGCUGCCAUUGGUUCUGUUGGUGAAGCAAGUGAAGAGAAAAUCAUGCCUGUUGAGGCUAAGGAAGUCACAGAAUUGGAUACCUGUCCUGCUGUCAGUGAAGCUGAUGCGGGAAGAAGCCUAUCUUCUCAACUAGCUCUGGAACCAGAUACAGCGGGAACUAGUAAGGGGUUGGAAUUUGUUACAGCAUCUGUUCCCAGUUUAGAUAGUAAAUAUGAUGGUGAUGUAUCUUUAACCACUCAAGAUACUGAACAUGACAUGGUAAUUUCCACCAGCCCUAGUGGUGGCAGUGAAGCUGACAUAGAGGGACCUUUGCCUGCUAAGGACAUUCAUCUUGAUUUACCAUCAGCAAAUCUUGUUUGUAAGGAUACAGAAGACUCAUUGCCCAUAAAAGAGAGUGACCAGACAGUAGCAGUUGCUCUUAGCCCUAAAGAAAGCAGUGAAGAUAAAGAAGUACCUCCUCCCAAUAAAGAAACAGUUCCUGAUUCAGGAUAUCCUGCCAACAUUGAUGAGAUUAACGAAGCUGACUUAGUGAGACCAUUACUUCCUAAGGACAUGGAACGUCUUACAAGCCUUAGAGCUGGCAUUGAAGGACCUUUACUUGCAAGUGAAGUUGAACGGGACAGAUUGGCUGCCAGUCCAGUUGUAAUUAGUAUACCAGAAAGAGCCUCAGAGUCGUCUUCAGAGGAAAAGGAUGACUAUGAAAUUUUUGUCAAAGUUAAGGACACACAUGAAAAAAGCAAGAAAAAUAAAAACCGUGACAAAGGUGAAAAAGAGAAGAAAAGGGACUCUUCAUUAAGGUCUCGGAGUAAGCGAUCCAAGUCUUCUGAACAUAAGUCACGCAAGCGUACCAGUGAGUCUCGUUCUAGAGCAAGGAAGAGGUCAUCUAAGUCCAAGUCUCAUCGUUCUCAAACACGUUCACGAUCACGUUCAAGACGCAGGAGGAGGAGUAGCAGAUCAAGAUCUAAGUCUAGAGGAAGGCGGUCUGUAUCAAAAGAGAAACGCAAAAGAUCUCCAAAGCACAGGUCCAAGUCCAGGGAAAGGAAAAGGAAAAGAUCAAGCUCCCGGGACAACCGCAAAACAGUUCGGGCUCGGAGUCGAACUCCAAGUCGGCGCAGUCGGAGUCACACUCCUAGUCGUCGGAGAAGGUCCAGAUCUGUUGGUAGAAGGAGGAGUUUCAGCAUUUCCCCGAGCCGCAGGAGCCGCACCCCCAGCCGCAGGAGCCGCACCCCCAGCCGAAGGAGCCGCACCCCCAGCCGCAGGAGCCGCACCCCCAGCCGCAGGAGCCGAACCCCCAGCCGAAGGAGCCGCACCCCCAGCCGCAGGAGAAGAUCAAGGUCUGUGGUAAGAAGACGAAGCUUCAGUAUAUCACCAGUCAGAUUGAGGCGAUCAAGAACACCUUUGAGAAGAAGGUUUAGUAGAUCUCCCCUUCGUCGUAAAAGAUCCAGGUCUUCUGAAAGAGGCAGAUCACCCAAACGUCUAACAGAUUUGGAUAAGGCUCAAUUACUUGAGAUAGCCAAAGCUAAUGCAGCUGCCAUGUGUGCUAAGGCUGGUGUUCCUUUACCACCAAACCUAAAGCCUGCCCCUCCACCUACAAUAGAAGAGAAAGUUGCUAAGAAGUCUGGAGGAGCUACCAUAGAAGAACUAACGGAGAAAUGCAAACAGAUUGCACAGAGUAAAGAAGACGAUGAUGUAAUAGUGAAUAAACCUCAUGUUUCGGAUGAAGAGGAAGAAGAACCUCCUUUUUAUCACCAUCCCUUUAAACUCAGUGAACCCAAGCCUAUCUUUUUCAAUCUGAAUAUUGCUGCAGCAAAACCAACUCCACCAAAAAGCCAAGUAACAUUAACAAAGGAGUUUCCUGUGUCAUCUGGAUCUCAGCAUCGGAAAAAAGAAGCCGAUAGUGUUUAUGGAGAAUGGGUUCCUGUAGAGAAAAAUGGUGAAGAAAACAAGGAUGACGAUAAUGUUUUCAGCAGCAGCUUGCCCUCAGAGCCUGUGGACAUCUCAACAGCAAUGAGUGAGCGGGCACUUGCUCAGAAGAGACUCAGUGAGAAUGCAUUUGACCUUGAAGCUAUGAGUAUGUUAAAUCGAGCUCAAGAACGGAUUGAUGCCUGGGCUCAGUUGAACUCUAUCCCUGGGCAGUUCACAGGAAGUACAGGAGUGCAAGUCCUAACACAGGAACAGCUGGCUAAUACUGGUGCCCAAGCCUGGAUUAAAAAGGCUCAAUUUGAGAACCACUGACUUCAUGAAAAAACAGGAUAUGUAAGACCUAAAAUCAAGGGAGAGGACGGACAUCUCAUGCUACGAAGAUGUAGGUGCACCUGAUCUCAGAUUCCUGCAAUGAGAUUUUUCAACUCUACCUACGGCUACCUCAUUGUUGGGGGAGUCUUAGGUGGUUAAAAGGGGGUAUUCUGAAGAAAUGAUGCUUGGUGACGGGCUGUGGUUUGGUUGGAUGGGUGAUGAGAAAUUUGUUUCAGGAGUACUGGCAACAGCAGUGCUGAAACUGGGAGGCUGCGUGGUCUCUUGGAUUGGGAAGGUUUCUUUGUCCUGCUGUACUCCUGACUCCUUGUGUGAUCGUGGGCAAGUAAUUCCUUGGAAUUUUUGUCUCCCAAGUGUCAAGUGGUGGGAGACAAGUUCUUAUCAAUGUCUCCAACAAUGGUAAUCAGUGAUGUGAUGGGUACCUUAUUACUUGUAGAAUUGGAAUGAGUGCUACUCAUGGAUGAGCUGAAGUUUUCAAAAAAGAAAAUUUUGGUUGCUUUGGACAUUUAAUAUCAUAACAGUUUUAUAGCAAGCAUUCCCUGUGGUUCUUUUAUUAACUAAUUAAUAUAAGGUAUUACACAACUUCAUUGUGCUUGCCUUUCCCCUGUUAAGAAAGUUGCACGCAUAUGUACCUAGGCAUUGGUUUUGGGGGGAAAAGGGAUUAUCUAGCAAUAUUUUUAAUGAUUAGAUUAAUUUUAUAUACUAAUACUUCAUAUAAAUUAUAGAAGCUGAUAGUUGAAAAGUAGCUUUCAUUUUAAUGGGGAGGAAUUGUUUACUUUUUUUGACAUUGGGCAUUAAAACUGGGGCCAUCAGUUUUAGGUAGUAAGCAAGCUUUCGAAAGUGACACAUUCAGUCAUGUUUCAUUUAUUUGGUUCUGAAGCUCAGUGUUUGGUAUUUGUGAGUAUUUAUGCUUGUAAUAGUUCAUGUGCAUUGCCAGGUAGAAGCUUCUGGAAGGUUUUCCAUUGUGAAAUGUGCUGCUCUCUGUGUAUGUGUAAAGAGCAGAUAAACAUAAGUGAAUUUCCAAGGUGAGUUUGCACUUAAGUGGCUCCCUAACACCGUCUCAUAAAUAGAUUUGUGCUGUUUUUCAGCUUGUAAGUAUUUAUUGUUUACGAGAACCUUGAAAAUGAUUUAGCUUUACAUUUUAUAUAGGAUAUAAUCUGGGAAGCAAAUUCUUACAUUAUAGAAGGAAUCAACAACCAUAGCAAAAUGAUCGUAUUGUGAAUUACUGGGUAGAAUAUCUGGAUGGAAACUGGAGGAGCAUUAUUUUAUUAAAAUAGGCCAGUGCAUUUACGAGUCAUUAGGCAACUAAAAUUUCAUUGGCAUUUUUCAAACAUUCUUUCUACACCCAUUAAUUGUGUUCAGGAAAUGUUGAAAUGGCCAUUUGGCUUUUCUUGGCCCAGCACUGUCACGUAUUAAAAACCAUAGGGAAUACCAACUAAUACCCUGUGUUCUUUAGUUUGUUUUAGAAUACUUUUAGAUUAAGAGAAAUAUUUCAUUUAUAUUCUCAUUCAUCAGUAAGACAUUUAAAACUUCAUUAAUUUUAAUGGACCUUUAUGUUCUCAAAUUAUUUGGGUUUUAAUUUCAUAAAAAUGUUGGUUAUUGUGGUCUCAUUAGAUCAAGACAGCUUUUUACACUGGGUAAAGAGGCAGGUGCUAAUAUAAUAGCAAACAGAAGUGGAAAACUGGGCCACAUGGGGAUUUAUAUUGUACUCUGUCUGUACAGUUGCCCUUUUUUUUAGGAGUGUUACCUGGAAAAGAGGGGAGAUGAACCUGAAGUAAGUAUAGUCAUUCUAGGUGUGUAGCAUCAAGGCAGUGGAAACCCAAGCAUCAGCUAACUUUUCUCUUUAUACAUCCACAAUGCAUGGCCUGCACCAAAUAAGGAACUGAACCAGGGGUAUGUUUUUACCUCCACAGCUGCCUCCUUCCAUCAGAGCACCUUGUUGAACUUAAUGUCUAGUCACAUGUCCUUGGCUAUUUUCUCCCCGACAUUUAAUUAUAAAGCUGGGAAACAAAGCUUAUAUAUUUUACUGCAGUGUAAAAAAUAUAACUUUUAAGGAUCAGCUUACUGACAGAAGGAAAAAGAAUGCAUACCCGCUUGCUGAGCUACUAAACAUUUGACUCUGUAAUGACUUAGUAUAUAUUUGGCAGAGAACAUUAACGUAAAAUGUUAUAAUCUGAAAUAAAACAUUGUUUAGAGAUGCUUCAAUUAAAAAGGAAAAAAACCCACAUAGAUGAACAGCAGAAUUCAUAACUGAUAGAAUGUGCAUUGACACCUAUUUCAAGAGGCACUGGCCAUUUCUCAGCUGGAAGAUCCCAGACUGCUGGCCGUGCUAAUGCACAUAGUUGUGCAGCUCAGGACAUUAAGUGGUUUGCUGCUUUGAUGGAAAUUAUGGUUCAGUGGGUUGGAUACGAGAGAGAUGAUUGUUCACAGAAUAACCUGUGAACUUUCACCCCUCUGUAUGGAAACUUGUUUCAGGGCCAAAUCCUUGUAGCUGUCUUCUUGCCCCGGUCAGUGCCAGCCGUACUAUUCACAACACUGCUGCUACCGAGGCCUA
This is a messenger RNA of Chionomys nivalis (European snow vole), 10090 nucleotides long. It is a transcript of the gene Son, whose product is annotated as SON DNA and RNA binding protein. The coding region runs from base 577 to 7518 and encodes 2313 amino acids. The transcript is spliced from 10 exons. The record is from RefSeq and is a predicted model, not a curated record. Lineage: Eukaryota; Metazoa; Chordata; Mammalia; Rodentia; Cricetidae. Gene Ontology annotation, biological process: regulation of cell cycle; regulation of mRNA splicing, via spliceosome. Gene Ontology annotation, molecular function: RNA binding; protein binding.